This is a messenger RNA of Hyla sarda, 1325 nucleotides long. RefSeq lists its product as uncharacterized. The transcript is spliced from 5 exons. Bases 333 to 1076 code for a protein of 247 amino acids. NCBI's taxonomy places the organism in Eukaryota, Metazoa, Chordata, Amphibia, Anura, Hylidae. The record is from RefSeq and is a predicted model, not a curated record.
ACUGGUCGGGGGGGAGGGGUUCCGAUCCAUAUCAGACAACUGUUCCGGGUGAUUCGGGCUGGAUUCGACCUCGUCCUUCUCUGGAGAAAGAGAAGUUAAAACUCUGAGUUUUAAACACAACUAUAUACACCAUAGCAAACCCAAAAUAAGAAAACAACCGCAAAACAAUAACAGAGAGGUCAAACAAAAUGUACCCGGCCCAUCCUGCCCCGUGCGAUAUAUAAGGCAGAGGUAUAACACCGGCUUUAUAAAUCCUCUGGAGAAGAGGCGUCGGGACGCUCACCCGCUGCUCCUGCCACACAGGUUUGUGUUACACACUGAUCCACAUCACCAUGAAGCCCGUACUCUGUGCCGUGUUGCUCACCCUGAUCCUACACCAUGCAGAAUGCAGACGCUACAGUCAGGAAGACAAUUCUGGAGAUGAAGGAGAAAAUGGUCCACCCGGAGGAAGACGUGGCUUUAGAGGUCAGAAAGGCCAGCAGGGUGGCGGAAUCCCUAACCAGCUGUCUGGACUGGCCCAGAAGUUCUUAGGAGGUGGUGGGGCAGGAGGAGGGCUGGCAGACAUAGCCCAGAAGUUCUUAGGAGGUGGUGGGGCCGGAGGAGGGCUGGCAGACAUAGCCCAGAAGUUCUUAGGAGGUGGUGGGGCCGGAGGAGGGCUGGCAGGCAUGGCCCAGAAGUUCUUAGGAGGUGGUGGGGCCGGAGGAGGGCUGGCAGGCAUGGCCCAGAAGAUCAUGGAUCCAGGAAAUGGUCAAGCUGGACUGACCCAGAAGUUUGGUUUGUCAGAGUUACUGGAUUCUGGGGACGGCCAGAAGGGGUCGAUACUAGGAGGUCUUACAAACAAGCUUUCUGGGAGGUCUGGAGGAGGUGGAGGACGUGGCGGUCGUGGAGGAGGUGGAGGACGUGGCGGUCGUGGAGGAGGUGGAGGACGUGGCAGUCGUGGAGGACAACGCCAGAAAUUUAGUCAAGAUGAAUCAGAUUAUGGUGAACCCCAGGAGGACCAUGGCAGAUAUGAUAGAAGACAAGGCAGACGCCCUUCAUAUAGAAGGCAAAAACAAGAUUACGAGGAUGAUGAAUAGAUGUAUCCAGAGACUCCAUGACUGAAGUCAAGAAUCAAUCAAAAAAGAUCAUCUCCAAUCCUGCGACCCCCUAAAAUAAAAAAAACUACUUAUAUGGAAGAUGCUGCAAAAUAAACAAAAGUGGUGACCGAUUUCCCCAAAACCAUAAAAACCUGAUAGAUAAUUCAAUAAAGAGAUACAACAACUGGGAGCUCAUGUACGGGAUGUUUACUGUGAUGACAUCUGACAGCUUUGUUUCAUGAUGCAGAA